CUGGUAUUGGUAAUGUUACCUUAACUUCCGGGAGCGUUAUCGACGACAUGAGGAUCAUGGACGCUUUCAAAAAUAAGGAUUUCUUUUGCAUCGGAUUUGAGUGCCUGCCGGAUUACACAUUUUAUGUUGCAUGCUUCUUCAUCAUGCUGACUUUCGUCAUCCUUUGGUUUUACUGCAGGGAUGCAUUUCGAUUUUCGUUUAAACGGAAUGAUCCACCGAAAGUCAAAAAGAAAAAGAUGGCAAAAGAAGAUAUACAGAAAUGCUUAGAGUGGCUGCUAAAUACACAGAGUGAGUUGGAAACAGAUCCAUUUGGAAUAUGCAAAGCAGCAAUCUUGGAAGCCUCAAUUCGACAACAAAAUAAAAGUACCGAACUUCUUCGUUACCAAGACAACAUUAAAAGGGUCAUGACCCGACAUAAAGUUUCCAAUGAAGACACAAAAGAAAUAGUUAAUUCAUAUGAAUCGGCAAAGGCUAUAUCCUCAAAAAGGACGUCAUGCAUGGAAGUUUUAAGUGGAAUAGCAUCCUUAGAGGAACAGAUAGAGAAUCUUACGAGUGACUUCGAUGCACGUGCCAUGCACCUGGUCAAUUUAGGCGAGAACAAUAAGCACACGGGAGCAAAGUCACAAAGCAACGAGAGUUUGGUCAAAACAGCAAAGAACUGUCAUGUUGCCGUCAGAAAUAAUUGGCGGUGGAUUGACACCAUGUUACAGUGUUCCCAGGUCCAUCUUAGAAACGCUGCAAUGUUUCACGAAUUUUUCCACGAGGUGGAUGAGGUGGAGUAUUGGAUGAACACCAGUUUAUCCCGUAUCCACUUGACCUUUGACAGAUCUAAACUCACCGGUGACCAUUCAGACGUCAAGGUCAUACAGGAGGAAAUGAAGGACGUGCUUUUAGCCUACCUUCAAUGGCAAAGCAAAGUUGACAGUCUGUUUGACAGAGCACGUGACAUUGUUCCGGUCCAAACGAGGCUUGAGAAGAUUGCAAAACCAAUCCCAGUUGUUUCCCUUACCGACUACAAAACUAACGAGAUAGAUUUCCUUGAAGGAGAGACACUAACACUCGUUGACAACAGCAAGAAAGGGAAUUGGCUUGUAAAGAACUCGAAAGGUCAAUCUGCAUUGGUCCCAUCUGUGAUACUUCUUAUUCGUGGGCCCUCUAGUGAAGCCUUAGAGGCCGUAAUCAGAUUACGAAUACAGUUAUUAGGUAUGUGGACAACCAGCAUCAAACGCUUAGGUUACCAGAUGAUUGCAUUCAUGGGUUUGGUAUUUAGAGACUGGACAGAUCAAGAGAUUCAGAUGCUUCAGUGUAUGCCAGAGAAGGAUAAGAAAGAUCUUACGGGUGUACUGAAAUACAUUGAGGACACACUCCUCAAAAACUGGAAUGGUUACGGUGGAUUUGAGGAGCUCCAAGAGAAAAUCCUUCGACUGAACAUGAUUUUGGAAGAAUCUGGUGACAAAGUAGUCGCACAAGACUCAGAAAUGUUAUCCCAAGUUGUUGUUCAAAUAAAGUCCCUCAAAGAUCUCCUUAAUGACUACAAGGAUUUCUGGGCCUAUUGGGAAACGUACAAAGGAAUUGUUGAGCUCUUGAAGUCACCAAAGUUCCUGCUUGUAUGUGAUAAGUGGGAGGAACUGAAAUUCGUGACUUCAGCUCAUUUUGUCAAGUUUUGGGACACAAGUCUUGACUUGGAGAAAAAUGAUCUAACUUCGUCAAGUUCUGUUACAUUGUUUGAGACACCAAAAGAACCAUUACCAUCCGAAAAUAGGAAACCAUUGGAAGAGUUACUUGUCUGUCAAGUUCAGCCUCUUCAGCAAGAGAUGGACACUGUUGAUGCUCUUGAGGAAGAAGAAUCUUAUCAAACCUACGAAGAGACAACGGUGACGUCCACAGAUCAGGUGAUGUCAUCAGUGGAGGAGGAGAGAUCAACUUUCGUCAUAACGUCAGUGACUGACCCACGUGACGAAGAACGAGAAUUGACACUCCAAGAAGCCAUUAUGUUAGGAAUCAUCGACCAAACGACAAAUAGCUACAUAAAUCCAGACACAGGAGACACUUGUUCUAUUACUGAAGCUAUGAACAAUGGCAAUAUCAUGUUUGAAUUCACAUCUAGAAAGAAAAUCCGUGAAGAGAAAAAAUCUUAUGGCAUCAUAUCCAUUAAAACAACCAAGGAGAACAGACCCUACACAAUCAGUCGUGUGAUUGACCCUUCAACCGAACAGGAAAUGACAUUAUCAGCUGCUAUUAGUAAAGGAAUAAUUAACAAAGCAGACUCCACAUACAAGACAGAAACUGGUGAUUUGAUAAGCAUUGAUGAUGCAAUUUCGAGUGGCCUUGUCAAAGUAGAAUAUCAAAAUGGCGGCGAGCAUCACGAAGCAGAAAGCACGACGAGAACGUACGCAGUACAUGGAGUACUUGAUCAAAAAACCAAUCAAAAAGUGUCCUUUGCAGACGCGCUUAAUUUGGGCCUUCUCAACAAAGAGAGUGGAGAAUAUGUUAACAAUGUAACCAAAGAACGAUUACCAGUCCAAGACGCCAUAAUGAAAGGGUUUAUAAAAGCAAGAAUAGUGACGGAUACUUCCAAAUUAGACGUUGAUCCGGAAAAUAAAAUGGUAGUGGAGAAAUUUGCAUCAGCACGUUCCAAACUCCAGGCUGCAAAAGCCCUUCGUGGAACAACAAAUGGACAUAGCUAGACAUUUGUUCUCUUUAAAUCUCAAUUUAAAUUUUUUACUGCUUUGUUAUGCUUUAUCUAUUUGCACAUGUAUCGAUGAAAGCGAUAUAUUAUUUUUUUUCUUUUUACCAAAGACGUCAAAUGAUAUAAUCAUUUAAAUGGGAAAAUCUGAUAAUGUUAAAAUGACUCAAUUUAUAAAAAAAUAUAUUUUGUAACUGGAAAAAAAGUCGCAGUUAUUAUCAGUGUUUUAUAUGCAGCAGAUAGGUUAAUGUAGGUAGUUAA
Saccostrea echinata is the source of this 2947-nucleotide messenger RNA. RefSeq lists its product as uncharacterized. The record is from RefSeq and is a predicted model, not a curated record. Gene Ontology annotation, biological process: wound healing; intermediate filament cytoskeleton organization. Gene Ontology annotation, molecular function: protein binding; structural molecule activity. The coding region runs from base 48 to 2687 and encodes 879 amino acids. Gene Ontology annotation, cellular component: membrane; cytoplasm; intermediate filament. The transcript has 18 exons. NCBI's taxonomy places the organism in Eukaryota, Metazoa, Mollusca, Bivalvia, Ostreida, Ostreidae.